CCACCCGCUGCCUGCUGCACUGCCCUUUGUUUCUGUACAUCAUUUUUCGAGCCCCUUGGCACGUUUGCGCUUCACCCACUACUCGGCUAUUCCUAGCCCGCUGCCACGACCGCUCUCGGCCGUAACCUCUCUCCGGUAUGCCUGUUAUCGAUGGCGAAAAAUGGGCUUGCUCGUCGUGCAUCAAGGGUCACCGAGUGAGCGGUUGCAAUCACACAGAUCGUGAUCUUCACCAUAUCAACCCCAAGGGCCGCCCGGUCAAGCAAUGCGAACACUGUCGCGGUGCGCGCAAGUCCAAGUCCCACCAUGCCAAAUGCGACUGUGGCGACAAGAAGGACAAGGACUCGCACAAGGACAAAAGCGAGGCGAAGACCCACGACAACCGAUGCCAGUGCCACGCGGGUGGAAAAUGCCUGUGCGGCACUAAGAAGGAUGACCUUGAUCUCAAGGUGGAUACUUCCCGCCAGACUCUCCACGACGCCCGUGCCAAGCCCAAACUGACUGGCACCCACUCGGAAAGCCAUCUGACCGUCUUCGCAAACGGCCACCACAAGCCUUGCCAUCGCAACAACAACACUGCCCAUGUCUCUGGUAUGCCCUACAAGAUCCCACGGCCACACACGCUGCACGGCCACGCGGCUUUCGCGGCUUUGUCGCAAGACAAGAAUGCUCGCCCCCAGCCAGACGUCCAGACGCAACGCUCCAUGGAUACCCUGUCAGUGUCCAACAACGAGUUUCACGCCAUGUUUGGCUCCACGCAGCGAUGUGCCGACAAGCCCCCCGUCGCAAGCGCAAGCACCAGUCUAGACGCCUUUGCCUUCAACGACAUGUUCAGUAGCCAGGUUGGUGGUAUGUUUGCCCAGGGUGGCGGUGAUUCUCCCGACAGCAACGUCAGCGAUACGUUUUCCAACCAGCAGUGGCCUUGGAUGACCAACACCAUGACGCCCGUCACUGGCGCAUUUGCAAUGGGUAGCCUGUCGACAUCGCCUUCGCAAGAUUGUCUCCCAAACCUGGACAAGGACUGGGCUGGCUUUGACCCGCUUUGGUCUGCAACCGAUCUCCCAUUGGACCCGAGCAAAUUCAACGACGAAUUGGCCCAGCCGACAUCUCACAGCGGCGAGUCGAAGCAAAGCGGUCCAGGCCUUACAGUCGCUUCGUCUACGCAUUCUGAAAUUGGCGAGGGUGGCUUGUUUAAUGACAUGGACUUCAAACCCCCCCAGUCGGCAGCCAGCGAGUCGCUGUUCUGGGAAGACACGCCUGCGUAUCGCUUCAACCCCUCGGUGCCCAGUGAACCCGUCAACGUGCCCGUAUCCAUGACAGCAGCUACGUCGGCUCCAAUGACCAACAUGCUUGGGUUUGAGUCCAUGUACGCUAAGAGCAUUGCUGCUGCGCCCGCAACCAUGACGAGCACGGCUUCGUCCGACUUUGCCGAGGUUGGUGCAAUGCAAAUGGGUAGCCAUUAUGAAAGCGGGCUCCCCGUAGACCCGUGGCAACUAGACCAGAGCAAUGGUGCAUUCAGUGCCAUGAACAACAAUGUUGACAUGUCUUGUUUUGCCAAUAACAACAACAACAAUUGGUUCUAGACGCCUGCGAAGGAACAGUCAGCCCAUGUUGGCUGACUGUUUCUUUUGAUGACGCCAUGACUGAUGACGCUGCUGGUGCGCAAUGAUACCAAGGCCUAGGCAAUGUGUCUAUCCCUAACUUCUUUUUUAUUGGCCCUUGUGGCCGUGCUCUUUGGACCGUUUAUGGUCGCCUGUGUAUAGUUUCUGACCUGGCGCGAACCCUAUGCUUUGAUCUCCGUUUUGACAUUGCCGAUAGACGAUGGCCUUCAAGCAAUUGCCUUUUUGGUGGGAACUUGGUGGUGGAACAAGCAUGCAAGCGCAAGCAUUGGUACACACUAGGGAGGCGGGUUGUUUUGCUGCAUUUUUUGGGUUCUUUUUCUCUCUAUUGCUGCUGGCAUUCUCAUUUUUUACAAAAGUAUAGACACUGGCCCUUGGACAAGAUAGCGCUGGGCCCUUGAAGAAUUUACAUAGAGCAUAGUAGUCCAAUAACAGUCUCCAUGCAUGUUU
Messenger RNA from Bipolaris maydis ATCC 48331, 2066 nucleotides. RefSeq lists its product as uncharacterized. Gene Ontology annotation, biological process: intracellular iron ion homeostasis; intracellular copper ion homeostasis; positive regulation of transcription by RNA polymerase II. Gene Ontology annotation, cellular component: nucleus. The record is from RefSeq and is a predicted model, not a curated record. Lineage: Eukaryota; Fungi; Ascomycota; Dothideomycetes; Pleosporales; Pleosporaceae. Gene Ontology annotation, molecular function: copper ion binding; DNA-binding transcription factor activity, RNA polymerase II-specific; RNA polymerase II cis-regulatory region sequence-specific DNA binding.